GAUCUCUACGGUUAAGUACCUACUACCGCCCACUGGUAGCUUCAUAACUCAGAUGAAUCUAGUUAGAAAAAAAGGAAACUUGUGAGCUUCUAUGUAUUUCUUUAUUCUUUAAUUAAUACUCAUCACACGGAGCCUAGAUUCAUCCGAUGAUCUGAGAUAGAGUAAUCCUGCUGUGUGUUAAAUUUUAUUUCUCUGUCACUUUGAGAUACGAAAUACUAUAAAUAUAUUAAACAACUUCAUUUAUAGAAUUGCAGAAUGUCUAGCCGAGAAGGAGGUAAGAAAAAACCACUAAAGGCACCAAAAAAGGAUUCUAAACAAUUAGAUGACGAAGAUGUAGCUUUUAAACAAAAACAAAAGGAACAACAAAAGGCACUGGCAGAAGCAGCGAAGAAAGCUAGUCAAAAGGGUCCUCUUGUUACUGGCGGCAUCAAGAAAUCUGGCAAAAAGUGAUUGCAUUUUAUUAAAAAGCAUUGCACAAAAAUUUGUCACAGUCACUCUGCAAAAUCUUAUAAUGUUCUUACAGCAAUGUCCACCGAUCGAUUUGCUAUACGAAAUAUUUCUACUAUCACAUUUCGCUGCAUCAGUUACUUGUAAAUACAAUUGAAAAUAGAUACAAAUUGGAUAGGUUAUAAAAAUUCCAUGGAAUACAUAUAAUAUUUCAUCGUAUGAAAAAAUACAAUUACAAAUUUUUAUUUUAUUGAGCUGAACAAGAGUCAUCCUUUGUGUCAUUGAAAUAAUGUUAAUAUAAUUUUAUAUGUAACAUAAGAUAUAACAGCAAACAAGUAAGCUCGAAGAAAAGUCAAACAGAAA
Molecule: messenger RNA, 810 nt
Organism: Polistes dominula (European paper wasp)
Lineage: Eukaryota; Metazoa; Arthropoda; Insecta; Hymenoptera; Vespidae
Product: translation machinery-associated protein 7 homolog
Source: RefSeq, a predicted model, not a curated record